Messenger RNA from Rhodamnia argentea, 1174 nucleotides. RefSeq lists its product as uncharacterized. NCBI's taxonomy places the organism in Eukaryota, Viridiplantae, Streptophyta, Magnoliopsida, Myrtales, Myrtaceae. The transcript has a single exon. The record is from RefSeq and is a predicted model, not a curated record. Bases 72 to 1010 code for a protein of 312 amino acids.
CACACGGUCUCCAUUUCCUCUCUCUCUCUCUCUCUCUCUAAAAGCGACAGAGAAACAGAGUACAUGCAAAGAUGCAGGCAUCAGCUUUGCUCUCUCCAUCCCCAAGCCUCAGCAGCUACUCCACAGGCAAGCUCGCCGAGAUCGCCGCUCGGGUCGUCGACGAGCUCGGGCUCGAUUCCGACCCGUUCUGUUUCGACGCCAUGAAUUUCGGUGGAGCCAGCACCGAACACUCGCAGCCGCCGGGCGAAGAAGCAGGGGGCGAGGAGAGCGAUAGCACCCAGUUCGAUAACGAGGACGUUGAGGAAGAAGAAGAAGAAGAAGAAGAAGAGUUCGCUUUCGUGUGCGACGGGCCAGGCAUGUCUCCGAUUUCCGCCGAUGAGAUCUUCUACAACGGCCAAAUUCGGCCUGCGUACCCGGUCUUCAACAGAGAUUUGCUUCUGAACGGAGUCUCGAGGAGAGAGAAGGACGAAGACGACUCGAAGAAGACGACGAAGCUCCGGCUGCCGCUGAAGAAGCUCCUGAGCGAGGACAGGGAGUGGACGUCAUCCUCCUCCUCCUCCUCCUCUUCCUCGGAAUCGGACGAGCUGGACGGCCUAGCUCCAGGAUCCUACUGCGUCUGGAGGCCGAAACCGUCGCGCGACCAACCCUCGGCUGCGGCGGCGGCCGCGACGAAGCGCUGCUGGAAGAGCAGCUCGACGGGAUCCUCGAAGCGGUGGAGGUUCAAGGACCUGCUGCUGAACCGGAGCAACGGCGGCAGCAAGGACACGUUCCUGCUCGUGGCGCCGAGCAAGAAGAGGGACAACAAGAUCGGCGAAUCGAAGCGGGUGGUGGCGGUAGCGGAGGACGACGACGGCGGCGGCGGCGUCGUCGUCACCGCUCGCGACGGGGGAAAAACGGCGGGCAAUGACGAAGACAAGAGGAAGCCGCUCCCGCCUCAAAGAGCAGGCCUCGUCGGCUUCCUCGCCACCGCGAACGGGCUGAGCAGGAACUUGAAUCUGCACCCAUUUUGAAGAUCGCUUCAUCUCGGACUCUCGUGAGCGAAGAUUUUUUGGCGCUGCAUCUUCUUCUGGGUAGAUUUCGUAGGUCGAUCUGGGAUUUAAAGUUUGGCUUUGGUUUUGGUUUUGGGGUGGGGUGGGGGUGUUUAUAUGUGUAAAUUACGAUUAAACCAGAGUGA